AAAUCAAAGAAAAAUAAAAUAAAAUUAUAUAAAUAACAAACGACAGAAAAUAAUUCCGUCGUUUUAAUUAUCCAGUCAGAUAGAAUUCAGCCAUGCCUGGAGCUCUGUGUGCUGCUGUUGCUCCUAAACAAGACACCAUUGAUCCCCACGACACCAACGCCCGAUCCUUUCUUCAAACACCUUCAUUCUCCGUCACAUUAAAGUUUGAAGAAGUUGUCUACAAGGUCAGCAAUGGCGGCGGCGGAUCGCCGGAGAAGACGAUCCUCACCGGAAUAACAGGCAUGGUGUCGCCGGGGGAAAUCCUGGCGAUGCUCGGCCCGUCGGGAAGCGGGAAGACGACACUCCUGACGGCGCUGGGUGGCCGCCUGACGUCAUCCGGCCGCCUGUCGGGGAAGAUCACCUACAAUGGCGACCCAUUUUCCGGCGCCGUCAAACGGCGGACCGGGUUCGUCCCUCAGGACGACGUCCUCUACCCGCACCUCACCGUCUUCGAAACUCUCCUCUUCACUGCACUUCUCAGGCUCCCUAACACUCUCUCGAAAGACGACAAAACGCAGCACGUGCAGCACGUGAUCGACGAGCUGGGCCUGGCCAAGUGCAAGAACAGCAUGAUCGGCGGCCCACUUUUCCGGGGGAUUUCCGGCGGGGAGAAAAAGAGAGUCACCAUAGGUCAAGAAAUGCUCAUUAACCCUACCCUGCUUCUGCUCGACGAGCCGACUUCAGGGCUCGACUCGACCACGGCUCAGCGGAUCUUAACCACGGUUAAGAAGCUGGCUCGCGCCGGCCGGACCGUGGUCACCACCAUCCACCAGCCGUCGAGCCGGCUUUACCACAUGUUCGAUAAGGUAGUUCUGCUGUCGGAAGGGUCCCCUAUAUACUACGGCUCGGCUUCAGCCGCCAUGGAUUACUUCUCCUCCCUCGGCUUCUCGGCUUCCAUCACUGUCAAUCCUGCGGAUCUCCUGCUCGAUCUCGCCAAUGGAAUCGGACCUGAUUUCCAGCACCACGACGACAACAACAAUUUGCAGCAAGAUCCAAAGUUGGUUAGGGAAAUUCUCAUCUCUGCAUACGAGAAGAACAUAUCGACAAGGCUUAAAUCUGAAUUAAAUUACACAAAGGAAGCAUCAUCUACAGCUACAAGACAUGGUGGCGGUGGUGGUGGUGUAAGAGUUAUUAGAUCACAAAAAUGGUGCACAACAUGGUGGUACCAAUUCAAGAUCCUCCUUUUACGCGGCCUAAGGGAGCGUCGAUUCGAGGCCUUCAACCGCCUCCGGAUCUUCCAAGUCAUAAGCGUCGCGAUCCUCGGCGGCCUCCUAUGGUGGCGCACUCCUUCUUCCCACAUCGACGAUCGCAUCGCAAUGCUGUUCUUCUUCUCAGUGUUCUGGGGAUUCUACCCACUCUACAACGCUGUCUUCACCUUCCCUCAAGAAAGAAGGAUGCUGAUCAAGGAAAGAUCGUCGGGAAUGUACCGGCUCUCCUCGUACUUCCUGGCUCGGACAGUCGGUGAUCUCCCAUUAGAGCUCGCACUUCCGACAGCCUUCACCUUCAUCUUCUACUGGAUGGGCGGGCUCAAGCCCGACCCGGUUUCCUUCAUCCUCUCCCUCCUCGUGGUCCUGAUGAGCGUCCUGGUGUCGCAGGGCCUCGGCCUGGCCUUCGGCGCCAUACUAAUGGACGUCAAACAGGCUGCCACGCUGGCAUCCGUCACGACAAUGGUGUUCCUUAUUGCAGGCGGAUAUUAUGUCCGCCAGAUUCCUCCAUUUAUCGCCUGGCUCAAGUACCUCAGCUACAGCUACUAUUGCUACCGCCUGCUCCUCGGAAUUCAGUACAGGGACAACGAUUUCUAUCCCUGUCGGGAAGAACAGCACCUGCGUUGUCCCGUCGCCGACUACCCUCCGAUCAAAGCCGUCGGCCUCGACCGCCAUUGGGUAGACGUCGCCGCCAUGGCUCUCAUGCUCGUCGGAUACCGCUUUCUUGCGUACUUAGCGCUGCACCGCGUUCGGUGAUGUCAUUAAUUACGUAUUAUAUAGUUGUUCUUGUAGUAAUAGAUUGAUCAUUAUUGGCGGAGCCGAUUCGACGAACUCAAUAAACUAGAACUUGUUCGUUGUUACUACUUGUAUUAAUUUUGUAAUAAUAAUGAACGUGAACUUCUUUGUCCAAA
Messenger RNA from Andrographis paniculata, 2155 nucleotides. RefSeq names its product ABC transporter G family member 14-like. Gene Ontology annotation, cellular component: membrane. Lineage: Eukaryota; Viridiplantae; Streptophyta; Magnoliopsida; Lamiales; Acanthaceae. The transcript has 5 exons. Gene Ontology annotation, molecular function: ATP hydrolysis activity; ABC-type transporter activity; ATP binding. Bases 93 to 2000 code for a protein of 635 amino acids. The record is from RefSeq and is a predicted model, not a curated record.